AUGCCCCUCACCUCCCUCUCCCAAGGCGACACUACAGACCUCAAGGACGCAGCAGAUGCUCUCGACAAGCGCGCCGUCGCAACAUCCGACACACUCAAAGACGCGGCCGGUCCGUCGGACCCCGGUCCCAAACCGCUCCCUCUCAAGGACAAGGAUGACCUGAAGAAACUCAACGGCGCCGCGACGCAGGAGGGCAUGUAUGGAGGCAUGGUGUUUGGCGGCUUGUUGACCGGCCUCGCAAGCACCGUCAAGCACCCGCGCAUCACCCCCAACACGCUCACGCUCACGUUCCUCCUCUCGUCAACCAUGUUCUCCUUUGCCUGGACGCGCCACCGCAUCCGCGCCGCGCUCGGCGAACAGGCCAGCGUCAUGGCGGAACACCGCCUCACCCGCGCGCCCAUGGGCGGCACCUUCCUGCCAGACUUUGCGACCGGCGAUCAGACAGAGGUGAUGGAGGUGGACCACCGCGGUGCCGUGCACGCCGUCGUCCCCGACUCUGACCCCGUGCCGCAUUUCGUCGGUACCGGCGGCCUUGCUGUGAACGACGCUGCAGCGGCGGCGGCGGGCGAUGGCCGGCCACCACCAGAGGACGUGGCCAAGGCGCGCGAACAGCGGCGUAUCGCUGCCGAGCUCCGGAACUUGGGCACAGGGAGCGCAGAGCGCAGUCGAUGGACAAAGGGACGCGGACUGGCGGGCGAGGUUGAGGAGGAACCCGAGAUGCGCGAUACAUUCAUGCGUCCCGGUGUGCCCCGGCGUGAGGUCUAG
This is a messenger RNA of Apiotrichum porosum, 765 nucleotides long. RefSeq lists its product as uncharacterized. Bases 1 to 765 code for a protein of 254 amino acids. The transcript is spliced from 4 exons. The record is from RefSeq and is a predicted model, not a curated record. NCBI's taxonomy places the organism in Eukaryota, Fungi, Basidiomycota, Tremellomycetes, Trichosporonales, Trichosporonaceae.